AUGGAGAUAAACGAGAAGCAUGACAAACCUAAUUCUCAUAAGCCUCUCAGAGGAGAUACACUCAGUUCCUGUUCCGAUCUUCCUAUAGAUCUCUUGAAUUUGGUUUUCAAACGCCUCAGCUUUCCUAAUUUCCAACGAGCUAAAUCUGUCUGUCGGUUUUGGCACUCCGCUUCGAGACAAUCCGUUCCCAAACAUAGUCAGUUUUUUUGGCUAGUUCUCUUCCCCAAAGAAAACAACAACAACAACAACAGUAGUUCUUGCACGUUGUUCAAUCCAGAGGAAGCAGACAAACUUUACAGAACGCAAGAUCUAGGUUUGGAAUUUGCAAAGAGUUUUUGUAUGGCAACCUAUGGAAGUUGGUUUCUUAUGCGAGAUCCACGUCAGAAUCUCUACAUUGUGAAUAUCUUUACCCACGAGAGGAUCAAUCUACCUCCUGUGGAGUCACAACUUGGAAGGAUAAAGAUAAAGCGAACUGUAGAUGAUGGGUUUCGCAUUACAGCUCACGGAGUGGGUUACAAGUUCAUACGUAUCAUCAUACAAUCCCCUGUGUUAUGGAUUGACGAGAAAACCAAAGAUUAUAUAGUUCUAUGGAAAGUUAGUGAGUCGUGUAUAGUUUAUUCUAGGAAAGGAGAGACCUCGUGGAAGCAAAUCCACGUAACUUGGGAUUGUUGUAGCAUGUUUUACAAGGACCACAAGCUUUACUUGUUAGGCUUUUCUUCUUAUUUCAAAAUCUUCGAUUUUUCUGGAGCGAUUCCACAACAAACCUCGUCUGGUGUUAUUGGGGAAGGAUUUCAUUUAACUCACCUUGAACGCGGUGUUGUUGCUACAAAACUUGUAGUCACAGUAACAGGACAAAUCCUCAAGAUUGAAAAAAUCAGAAUGAACUCUAAGGCCUGGUCCUUUAGGGUUUUCAAGAUGGUUUCAUCAGGAUUAUUCAAGAAACAAGAAGUGGUUAGUUCUAUGGGAGACGAGACGUUGCUUUUUGAUCAAGGCAUCACUGUACUCGCCAACGACACUGAUGUAUUCAUUAGAGAUUCCAUCUAUUUCAGUCUCAACGAAACUGAUAUCUUUGUUUUUCAUCUCAAGACACAGAAGACGGAGCCGCUCCACAAAUUUGACCGUUCUUCAGCUCAAUUCUCUGGAGCUCGAUGGUUCUUACCAAGUUUUACGCAGAAUUAA
This is a messenger RNA of Microthlaspi erraticum, 1179 nucleotides long. Lineage: Eukaryota; Viridiplantae; Streptophyta; Magnoliopsida; Brassicales; Brassicaceae. The record is from the annotation of a GenBank genome assembly.